CUUUCUCUCUCUAUCUCUCUCGUGGCUAUGCCCUAGCUUUCUCCCGUCCACCGCUUCUCUCUCUCUCUUCCAUCCCCGCUUCUGGCAGCCACUUCCCUCUCUCUUGCGGCACGAGUCCCCGGCAGCCGCUCCCCUCUCUACUGUGCUCCGAUCCUGGCAGCCAUUUCCCUCUAUCGUGUGCCCUUGUCCUGGCCGCUGCUGCCCUAUUCUCUCUUGUGCCUAUGCUCCCGAGAGCCUCGGCUCGCCUUGAAAUUAGGUACAGAGGCAAUGAUGAUGCCCUAAAAAAUUCUCCCGUGCCCUCGUCUCUCUACAACGACAGCGUAGUAGCUUGGAUGGCCUAGUAGGCAACCGCUACUCCUAUUGUUGUAGAGGGAGGGGGAAAGGUCAGAGAAAAUUUUCACUAGUGAAUCUGAGCCUCUUUUCUCAUUAUGUUGCUUGAUAUUUUAUAUAUAUUCAGCAUGAAUCAUUUUGUUGCAUCAUGUAUUUCUUCUUGUCGAUGUGGCUGGUAUGUGCAUUUGGUCCGCUCUAUAUAGCAUUACUCUUUUAUAUGUUCUUGUGGCCAUGAUGAUUUGCCCUAUAAAAGAGUAUGGAGAUUGGGUGGCGUGGUAACUUUAGUUGCAGCCCUUGAUUUAGGUUUAUCCAUGUGAAAGAAUAGAGGGCAGUAUCUGAGCCUUUGAUGAAACAUGAAUUCAUUCUCUGAAUUUUUUCUGAAAUUUCGAUUUCUCUAGUUUGUUUUUGAUUCAAUCCCUUUCUAAUUUAGGGUUUUCGUGUCCAGGGUUUAGGGUUUAUGAUUAUGACAUAUGUUGUUGAUGUUCUUGAAUAUGGUGAUGGGGAUGAUUUGGAGCUUUUUUAUGGUGAGAAUUUGGACCCUGAUACUAUUGAGCGUUCAACCUCCUUUGGGGACACACGAUAAGGUCUGGCAAUGAGCUUUGUUCAAGCUCAAGUGAUAUAGAAGUGGAUUUAGGAAUGCGUGCCAUGGAGCAGCAAACUCUUUCCAAUGGAUUCCAAAGGUUUUUCAGACAUUUUAUAUGCAGGGCUCUCCCCCAUCAUGGAGGAUACCAAUAUUGCAGCUGAUGGAAGCACCAUUCUUAUUGCAUUGGAAAGAGUUGAAGAGCUAAAUUUGAAUUGCAAACAUAUCUAUAUCAACAACUCAGAUCUGUGGAGAUUCCUUCAUGGUUUAGAGGAAGUUAACAAUUGGAGGGCUGCCAAUUCUCUGGCAAACAUCAAACACCAGAUGAGAAGAUUCAAUGAACCAUCCAUUCACCUUAUCCCUGCCCGAUGGAACAAGAUUGCAGCAACCAUGGCUAGUAAAGGUGUAAAUGCUUCUCAGUUGUCACUCUUCCACAAAGGCAUGGACCUUCCUAGAUGGCUAAUGAGACUCCUGGAGCGUUCCCUCUUUAAUUUCUAGUGUCUAGUAUGUCUUUGUUGUGAGUGUUA
Messenger RNA from Dioscorea cayenensis subsp. rotundata (Guinea yam), 1437 nucleotides. RefSeq lists its product as uncharacterized. Gene Ontology annotation, molecular function: nucleic acid binding; RNA-DNA hybrid ribonuclease activity. Lineage: Eukaryota; Viridiplantae; Streptophyta; Magnoliopsida; Dioscoreales; Dioscoreaceae. The record is from RefSeq and is a predicted model, not a curated record. The transcript has 2 exons. The coding region runs from base 998 to 1408 and encodes 136 amino acids.